GUUUUCUUCUAUGCCUGGGUUAUUGGUGUUGGUCAGUGCCUUGAAGGUUAAAUGUUCCAGGGAUAUUUUUAAACCACAGGGGUUGGUUAAUCUAAAAGUGACAUUUAUAGUCACAGCAGCGAUCAGCCAUCAGGCUUAUAUUCAGGCCCUCAGAAACAAAAAAUGGAAGACAGACCUGAAGGCACAGCUGAGAGGGAGGAAGAAAUGGGAAAAGCCUGGCUGAGGGGUCAAGCGAUUUUCUGAAUGGUCUUUCUCCUUAUUCUAUCUUGCCUGAUUUUCUCCUGCCUGACCUGGUUAAAAAUCUGGGGGAAAAUGACGGAGUCCAAGCCAGUGACCAAUAGUAACUUGGAAGUGAGCUGUAGCACGGACCAAGAGACCUUUCCAGCCUCGGGCAGUUUAGAAGAGCCACUGAAAAUGAAUGGCAGCUGCAGCAGCUCUCUUCCAGAUACUCCUCGUCAGGCAGAGCUAGCUUCCCACAUAGACCCCAAACAUGCCUGUCCACAGAGAAGCUCCCUGCCAUCCUCACACCAGAAGCCCGCAGGGAACCCUGUUUCUUCCACUGACACAGGGCCACGUCAAGCCAGCGGGUCAGGUGCUUCCCCCUCCAGAGAGAAUGAGAGGCAGGCACACAUCAAGAGGCAGAUGAUGACUAACUUCAUCGUGGGCUCCUUUGAUGACUACUCUUCUGACGAAGACCCUGGAGUUGGAUGGUUUCGAGAAUCUUCCCGGAAAGGCAGCCGGGCCAGCUUGGGCAACCUGUCCCCAGAUGCAGCUCUGACUUCAGGGGAACCUGAGACCCACCCCCCAGCGAUGAGACCAAGCAUGUCCGGGCUGCACCUGGUGAAGAGGGGCUGGGAACACAAGAAGCUGGACCUGCACAGAGACUUCACGGUGGCUUCCCCAGCCGAGUUCGUCACACGCUUCGGGGGGGAUCGGGUCAUUGAGAAGGUGCUCAUUGCCAACAACGGCAUCGCCGCCGUGAAGUGCAUGCGCUCCAUCCGCAGGUGGGCCUACGAGAUGUUCCGCAACGAGCGUGCCAUUUGGUUUGUAGUCAUGGUGACCCCCGAGGACCUCAAGGCCAACGCAGAGUACAUUAAGAUGGCAGAUCAGUACGUCCCCGUCCCAGGAGGGCCCAACAACAACAACUACGCCAAUGUGGAGCUGAUUGUAGAUAUCGCCAAGAGAAUACCUGUGCAGGCAGUGUGGGCUGGCUGGGGCCAUGCUUCAGAAAACCCCAAGCUUCCAGAGCUGCUGUGCAAGCACAGGAUUGCAUUCUUAGGACCCCCCGGUGAGGCCAUGUGGGCCUUGGGAGAUAAGAUCGCCUCCACCAUUGUGGCUCAGACCCUGGACAUUCCCACCCUGCCCUGGAGCGGAAGUGGUCUGACAGUGGAGUGGGCGGAGGAGGAACUGCAGCAGGGGAAACAAAUCAGUGUCCCAGAAGAUGUUUAUAACCAGGGUUGUGUGAAAGAUGUCGAUGAAGGCUUGGAGGCAGCAGAAAAAAUUGGUUUUCCGCUGAUGAUCAAAGCUUCUGAAGGCGGCGGAGGGAAAGGAAUCCGAAAAGCUGAGAGCGCUGAGGAUUUCCCCAUGCUUUUCCGACAAGUGCAGAGUGAGGUCCCAGGCUCGCCUGUCUUUCUCAUGAAGCUGGCCCGGCACGCCCGGCACCUGGAGGUCCAGGUCCUGGCUGACCAGUACGGGAAUGCCGUGUCACUGUUCGGGCGGGACUGCUCCAUCCAGCGGCGGCAUCAGAAGAUCAUCGAGGAGGCGCCAGCCACCAUCGCCACACCGGCUGUGUUCGAGUUCAUGGAGCAGUGUGCUGUCCGUCUGUCCAAGACCGUGGGCUACGUGAGCGCAGGCACAGUUGAAUACCUCUACAGCCAGGAUGGCAGCUUCUACUUUUUGGAGCUGAAUCCCCGCCUGCAGGUGGAGCAUCCCUGCACAGAAAUGAUUGCUGACGUCAACCUGCCUGCUGCCCAGCUACAGAUUGCCAUGGGUGUGCCACUACACAGGCUGAAGGACAUCCGGCUCCUGUAUGGAGAGUCGCCAUGGGGGGUGACACCCAUUUUUUUUGAAACCCCUUCAAACCCUCCCCUCGCCCGUGGCCACGUCAUUGCAGCCAGAAUCACCAGCGAAAAUCCAGAUGAGGGGUUUAAGCCAAGCUCUGGGACAGUCCAGGAAUUGAAUUUCCGCAGCAACAAGAAUGUGUGGGGUUACUUCAGUGUGGCUGCCACAGGAGGCUUACACGAGUUCGCCGAUUCCCAGUUUGGGCACUGCUUCUCCUGGGGCGAGAACCGGGAGGAGGCCAUUUCGAACAUGGUGGUGGCUUUGAAGGAACUGUCCAUCCGGGGCGACUUCCGGACCACAGUGGAAUAUCUCAUUAACCUCCUGGAGACUGAGAGCUUCCAGAACAACGAUAUCCACACCGGCUGGUUGGAUCAUCUCAUUGCACAGAACGUGCAGGCGGAGAAGCCAGACAUCAUGCUCGGGGUGGUGUGCGGGGCCUUGAACGUGGCAGAUACGAUGUUCAGAACGUGCGUGACGGAUUUCUUGCACUCCCUGGAAAGGGGCCAGGUCCUCCCGGCGGAUUCUCUCCUGAACCUUGUGGACGUGGAGUUGAUUUACGGAGGUGUCAAGUACAUUCUCAAGGUGGCCCGGCAGUCUCUGACCAUGUUCAUCCUCAUCAUGAACGGCAGCUACAUUGAGAUUGAUGCCCACCAACUGAACGAUGGCGGCUUGCUGCUGUCCUACAAUGGCUGCAGCUACACCACGUACAUGAAGGAAGAGGUGGACAGUUACCGAAUCACCAUUGGCAACAAGACGUGCGUGUUUGAGAAGGAGAAUGAUCUCACGGUCCUGAGGUCCCCAUCAGCAGGGAAGCUGAUACAGUUCACGGUGGAGGAUGGGGGCCAUGUUGAAGCAGGAAACAGCUAUGCCGAGAUUGAGGUGAUGAAGAUGAUCAUGACCCUGGUCGUGCCGGAGAGUGGCCUAGUGAAGUACAUCAAGCGUCGGGGAGCCGUGCUGGAAGCUGGCUGCGUGGUGGCCAGGCUGGAGCUCGAUGACCCUUCUAAAGUGCACCCGGCCGAGCCCUUCACGGGGGUGCUGCCUGCCCAGCAGACCCUGCCCAUCCUUGGAGAGAAGCUGCACCAGGUCUUCCACAGUGUCCUGGACAACCUGACCAACGUCAUGAGUGGCUACUGCCUGCCGGAGCCUUUUUUUAGCAUAAAGCUGAAAGAGUGGGUGCAGAAGCUCAUGAUGACUCUCCGACACCCAUCGCUGCCGCUGCUGGAGCUGCAGGAGAUCAUGACCAGCGUGGCAGGCCGCAUCCCGGUCCCUGUGGAGAAGGCGGUCCGCAGGGUGAUGGCCCAGUAUGCCAGCAACAUCACCUCAGUCCUGUGCCAGUUCCCCAGCCAGCAGAUAGCCACCAUCCUGGACUGCCAUGCGGCCACUCUCCAGCGGAAGGCCGACCGUGAGGUCUUCUUCAUGAAUACUCAGAGCAUUGUGCAGUUGAUCCAGAGGUACCGCAGCGGGACCCGUGGCUAUAUGAAAGCCGUGGUGCUGGAUCUUCUGCGAAGAUAUUUGCAAGUCGAGCACCAUUUCCAACAAGCGCACUUUGACAAGUGCGUGGUAAAGCUCCGGGAGCAGUUCAAGCCCGACAUGCCCCGCGUGCUGAACUGCAUCUUCUCGCAUGCGCAGGUGGCCAAGAAGAACCAGCUCGUGAUCAUGCUGAUCGAUGAGCUCUGUGGCCCAGAUCCUUCCCUGUCAGAGGAGCUGACCUCCAUCCUCAAUGAGCUCACUCAGCUGAGCAAGACCGAACACUGCAAAGUGGCCCUCAGAGCCAGACAGGUCCUGAUCGCCUCCCACCUCCCCUCCUAUGAGCUGAGGCACAACCAGGUAGAGUCCAUCUUCCUGUCUGCCAUUGACAUGUACGGCCACCAGUUCUGCCCAGAAAACCUCAAGAAAUUAAUACUUUCCGAAACCACCAUAUUUGAUGUGCUGCCCACUUUCUUCUACCAUGCUAACAAGGUCGUCUGCAUGGCAUCACUGGAGGUUUACGUGCGGAGGGGCUACAUUGCCUAUGAGCUAAACAGCCUGCAGCACCGUGAGCUCCCAGAUGGCACCUGCGUAGUGGAGUUCCAGUUCAUGCUGCCCUCUUCCCAUCCAAAUCGGAUGACGGUGCCCAUCAGUGUCACCAACCCUGACCUGCUGAGGCGCAGUACAGAGCUCUUCAUGGACAGCGGCUUCUCCCCACUCUGUCAGCGCAUGGGGGCCAUGGUUGCCUUCAGGAGAUUUGAGGAUUUCACCAGGAACUUCGAUGAAGUCAUCUCCUGCUUUGCCAAUGUGCCCAAAGACAUCCCAGUCUUCAGCAAGGCCUGUACCACCCUGUACUCCGAGGAUGACUACAAGAGCCUCCGAGAGGAGCCCAUCCACAUCCUGAAUGUGGCCAUCCAGUGUGCAGACCACCUAGAGGAUGAGGAGCUGGUGCCAAUUUUCCGGAUGUUUGUACAAUCCAAGAAAAACAUCCUUGUGGAUUACGGGCUCCGAAGAAUCACAUUCCUGAUUGCCCAAGAGAAAGAAUUUCCCAAGUUUUUCACAUUCAGAGCAAGGGAUGAGUUUGCAGAAGAUCGCAUUUACCGUCACUUGGAGCCUGCCCUGGCCUUCCAGCUGGAGCUCAGCCGGAUGCGCAACUUUGAUCUGACUGCUGUGCCCUGUGCCAACCACAAGAUGCACCUUUACCUGGGCGCCGCCAAGGUCAACGAGGGGGUAGAAGUGACGGACCACAGGUUCUUCAUCCGUGCCAUCAUCAGGCACUCAGACCUGAUUACAAAGGAAGCCUCCUUCGAGUACCUGCAGAAUGAGGGUGAGCGGCUGCUCCUGGAGGCCAUGGACGAGCUGGAGGUGGCCUUCAACAACACAAACAUGCGCACCGACUGCAACCACAUCUUCCUCAACUUCGUGCCCACCGUCAUCAUGGACCCCUCCAAGAUCGAGGAGUCUGUGCGCUCCAUGGUUAUGCGCUAUGGUAGCCGGUUGUGGAAACUCCGCGUGCUGCAGGCCGAGGUCAAGAUCAAUAUACGGACAGCCACCACCGACAGUGCUGUACCCAUCCGCCUGUUUAUCACCAAUGAGUCGGGCUACUACCUGGAUAUCAGCCUCUACAAAGAAGUGACUGACCCCAGAUCUGGAAACAUCAUGUUUCAUUCCUUCGGGGACAAGCAAGGAAGCCUGCAUGGGAUGCUGAUCAACAUGCCCUAUGUCACCAAGGAUCUGCUCCAGGCUAAGCGAUUUCAGGCACAAUCCCUGGGCACCACCUAUGUGUACGACUUCCCGGAAAUGUUCAGGCAGGCUCUCUUUAAACUGUGGGGCCCCCCAGACAAGUUUCCCAAAGACAUCCUGACAUACACUGAGUUAGUGCUGGACUCCCAGGACCAGUUGGUGGAGAUGAACCGACUUCCUGGCGGCAAUGAGGUGGGCAUGGUGGCCUUCAAAAUGAUGCUUAAGACUCCAGAGUAUCCAGAAGGGCGGGACGUGAUCGUCAUCAGCAAUGACAUAACCUUCCGGAUUGGGUCCUUUGGCAUACGGGAGGACAUGCUGUACCAGCGGGCAUCAGAGCUGGCCCGGGCAAGGGGCAUCCCCAAAAUCUACCUGGCAGCCAACAGCGGGGCCCGAAUUGGCCUGGCAGAUGAAAUCAAACCCAUGUUCCAGGUGGCCUGGGUGGAUCCAGAGGACCCGCACAAAGGAUUUAAAUACCUGUACCUGACGCCGCAAGACUACACCAGAAUCAGCUCCCUGAACACUGUCCACUGCAAACACAUUGAAGAGGGAGGAGAAUCCAGGUACGUCAUCAUAGACAUCAUUGGGAAAGAAGACGGCUUGGGCGUGGAGAAUAUAAAGGGUGCAGGCAUGAUUGCCAGGGAAUCCUCCCUGGCUUACGAAGAGAUCAUCACCAUCAGCAUGGUUGCCAUUGGCUGGGACUUUCCCUUCAUGCCCAGUGGUAUGGCCCUGGCACGGCUCCUCUGGAAUUCAGAAAGUCCCGCGUCUCCACAGGUGACCUGCCGAUCCCUGGGGAUCGGGGCCUAUCUGGUGAGGCUGGGCCAGCGGGUGAUCCAGGUGGAAAACUCCCACAUCAUCCUCACAGGAACCCGAGCUCUGAACAAGGUCCUGGGAAGAGAGGUCUACACAUCCAACAACCAGCUGGGCGGCGUACAGAUCAUGCAUUACAACGGCAUCGCCCAUGUCACUGUGCCGGAUGACUUUGAGGGGGUGUACACCAUCCUGGAGUGGCUGUCCUAUAUGCCAAAGGAUAUUCACAGCCCACUCCCUAUCAUCACACCCACCGACCCCAUUGACAGAGAAGUUGAGUUUCUCCCAUCCAGAGCUCCCUAUGACCCUCGGUGGAUGCUUGCAGGAAGGCCUCAUCCGACACUGAAGGGAACCUGGCAGAGCGGAUUCUUCGACCAAGGAAGUUUCAAGGAAAUUAUGGCACCCUGGGCCCCAACCGUGGUGGUAGGACGAGCGAGGCUGGGAGGCAUCCCUGUGGGUGUGAUUGCCACAGAAACGCGGACCGUGGAGGUGGCGAUCCCUGCCGACCCUGCCAACUUGGAUUCUGAGGCCAAGAUAAUCCAGCAGGCAGGCCAGGUGUGGUUCCCUGACUCAGCCUACAAGACAGCCCAGGCCAUCAAGGACUUCAACCGGGAGAAGCUGCCCCUGAUGAUCUUUGCCAACUGGAGGGGAUUCUCUGGGGGCAUGAAAGACAUGUAUGACCAAGUGCUGAAAUUUGGAUCCUACAUUGUGGAUGGCCUCCGGCAGUACAAACAGCCCAUCCUGAUCUACCUCCCGCCCUAUGCAGAGCUCCGCGGGGGCUCCUGGGUGGUCCUGGACACCACCAUCAACCCCCUGUGCAUAGAGAUGUAUGCGGACAGAGAGAGCAAGGGCGGGGUUCUGGAGCCCGAGGGAACGGUGGAGAUUAAGUUCCGAAAGAAAGAGCUGGUGAAGACCAUGAGGAGGAUUGACCCGAUCUCCAGGCAGCUCGCAGAGCGGCUGGGGACGUCCCAGCUGUCUGACAAAGAUCGCAAGGACCUGGAGGGCCAGCUGAAGGCUCGCGAGGAGCUGCUCCUCCCCAUCUACCACCAGGUGGCAGUGCAGUUCGCGGAACUGCAUGACACGCCAGGCCGGAUGCUGGAGAAGGGCACCAUCUGUGAUGUGCUGGAGUGGAGGACGGCACGCACCUUCCUGUACUGGCGUCUGCGCCGGCUCGUUCUGGAGGAUCAGGUCAAGCAGGAGAUCCUCCGGGCCAGCGGUGAGCUGAGCCAUGAGCACUUGCAGUCCAUGCUGCGCCGCUGGUUCGUGGAGUCUGAGGGUGCCGUCAAGGCCUACCUGUGGGACAAUAACCAGGUGGUGGUGCAGUGGCUGGAGGAGCAAUGGCAGGAGGGUGACAGCCCGCAUUCGGCCAUUUGGGAGAAUAUCAAGUACCUGAAGCGAGAUGCUGUCCUCAAGACCAUCUGCAAUCUGGUCCAGGAAAAGCCCGAGGUGGCCAUGGACUGCGUGGUGUACCUAAGUCAGCUCAUCAGCCCAGCCGAGCGGGCCCAGGUGGCUCAGCUGCUGUCCGCCAUGGACAGCCCGGCCUCCACCUGAGCUGCAUCCAGCCAUUCCCAGGGCCAUGGGCAACAGAAGCUGCACAACCUGCUGACCCACUGCAGGCCCCCACCUGGAUCUUGGGACUUGUUUACAACAACAACAACAGCAACAAGACACCAGUCCCAGGCACUUCUGUGGGCGGAGCUACUGGUCCCCAGCCAACUCCUGUGUCAAUAAAAGGCUCAGGGUGCCCCUCCCAAGCAGGAGUCACCUCCCUGCCACUCUGGGAAGUUCAUUUUGUCUCUUCAGACAGUGUUUUUGCUGUACCACUGAAUCAGAUUGAACCAAACCAUCCAGAUUUCCUUGUGCUUUUCGGUGCCUAGAGUGCGGAGUCCAGGUGGUUGUUAGCUGGUUUUAUAUCACAUCUUAGAAUCUUUUAUUUUUAUUUUUUUACUCCAGGGGCUGCCCUUGUUAUAAGGGCGUUGUCUACUUCGGCAGAAUGAAUGGAAAAAGCCUAGAUCAGACUAGAGAAAAACUAAUUUUGUAUGAGGCUAACCUGAAUGCUAGCUAAUCACCCAGGAAAGGGUACACACUGUUUUUAAGAGAAUAAACUGGUAGCUUGUGCCCCAAAUGACCCUCGUGAGUCAUGAGGAAUGUCUCAUUGUUGGGCUGUGCCUGUCACUCACUAACAAAUUCCCCAUUGUGGAGAGAGAGGAAGCACGAUGAAGAGAUGCCACAGAGCAGGGGCGUCCCCAGGAGUCUCUCACGUGGCUCCCAGAGCUCAGCUCACCCCUGCCCUCCAGUGAGAGCGAGGGUCAGUCCCCUGUCCCACCCAGUCAGGCAGCCGGUGCUGCCCACAUGAGCUGAGGGUGCAGAGGCGGAGAGGAAGCCUUCCCAGACUCGGCCCAGCGGUGGACACCGCCAUCCCCUUGGGGGGCCUCCGGCGUCACUCACUUCCUCGCCUUUCCCCGUGGUGGAGCCAGCAUCAAGGGUGGAGCCGUGGUGACCAGGACUGGACCGAGAAGGCCACACCGAUGUGCUCAGGGAGGACUUUGACAUAUGCCCCAAGCACUUCGUGAUAUGCGGCAUCCGGGGUCACCCACUGCUGUGGCGGGCAGUUUGUCUGAGGACACUGACCGAGGGCACUCCAACAAGGCUGCCCAGGGAAGCCUCCGCCAGCCAGAAUGCUUGAGGACGUUCAAGUUCAACCAUGAAAACAUUCUGGCCAUCCGCCCGUGACAGCUCUGGCCAGCGACAGUGGGGAGAGAGAAAGCUGACUUCUCCCACGUCCGGCCCAGAGGGGCGGGUGGAUGGAGACUAAUGCUGCUUCAGGAGUGGAGGGUUCCUUUCGGGAAGACCCUCUUGCCUUUGGAGGAAAAACCAGGCAAUAGCUGCUGCCCCGGAACGGUGGGCAUAGAGCCUGCCUGGAAACGUGCAGAAUAAACUGUUUUUGAAGGAAGCUCAUUGUGGACUGCACAGUGCUGUAGUAGAGACCCUGAAAAAAGUUCGUGUCCCAGGAGCAGCUGGGAGGCAGCGGAGGGAAGCUGAGGGCUGGGUUGGGGAGCUCAAAGGCAUCCUGUUUCCUAAGCGUUGGAAGGCUUUGUUUAAAAAAACAAAAAAAUUAUAUGGAGCCCCAUCCGUGUGCCCGGCAAAAAGGGAGCUGCUCUGGAAGAAGGCUGGGUGGGCGGGGCCGGGCGGUUUUCAUAGCAGGUUCACUCCUUCCCACCACCCUCAGCGCCCUUUCUUUGACGAGGGUGGCAAAAUUUAGAGAGGUGAAGACGCUUGUCCAUUGUCACAGGCAACCGGACGGAGGGAAAUUAAGUCUUUGACCUCAGAGCCGGCCCGUUCCUUUCAUGACUCAGACUCUGAGCAUUCGUACCACACAAGGGAGCCUCCCAGUUUUGCAAGCCCCGUGGGCUUGUCCACGCCGAGAGUGGGAGCCACGAGCCCUGGCUGGCUUCCUCCCGACUUCUAGCUCUUUCUCACCCCACCUCCCCCUUUUCGCUCUUCUUCGGUUCCCACAUUCUCUUGGCUUUUCUCCUCCGUGUCCUUCGCCCUAACAUUGUAUUUUGAAAAUUUCCAAACACGAAAAAGUUGAAGUACUGGAUGGCAGAUGCUCGCCCUCAGCCACCAGCUCGAUGCCAUCUCUCUGUGCGUGGACUUAGUGUCCCACCUGCCUGCUCAUCUCUCCAUCUCUGCCUGUAGCUGUGACGUUAUCUCAUUAUUUUGUGACAUUUCACAGCAAAUUGCAGGCAUGGAUCCACUUCUCCAGGUUUUUUGGGUUUUUUCUUUUAUACAAAGUUUAGAAAAACAUUGUCCUGGGGUCUUCAUGUUAUUGUCCCCUUCCCCUCCUCAUAUCAGCCACAUCCCAGACCUGAGUGAUGCCAUUUGUCCCCUCAUGAACUCAAAGCGACGGGUGGGUGGAGGCGCAGGACCUGUUGCACCAUGUGCAGUUGAAAUUGUUCCAUGUCCCCUCUUCACCUUGUGGGCAUCCAACCUCCCGGGGUGUGGUGGUUCAAGCCCCUCUCCUGUUCAAUAACCUGCUGUAACUCCCCUAUGCCCUUGUUGCUCUGCUUGGCCCUGGGAAGGAGUGGAGGUAAUGCCCUGACAACAGGUUGCUCAAGAUGUUGAGUGAUUGUAAAAAUCUUGUUUUGGGGCCACCAACAUGGUACAAAACAGAAAUGGACAAUUUGGCAAAGAAUUAGAGUCCAUGAAUUAAAGUACCAAACAGAAAACCAGGAGAUUACAAAUUUUACGGAAAGCAUGGGAAACAAGAGAUCAAUGGGGAGACACAGGGCUGAUGCUGGUGACCGUAUCUUCACAGAUACCUUAAAAAUGAGGGAAUAUGAAAAUGGAUCCAACAGCUGAUAGGAACUAGUGACAAAUCAGAAGACAGCACAAAU
Fukomys damarensis (Damara mole-rat) is the source of this 10475-nucleotide messenger RNA. It is a transcript of the gene Acacb, whose product is annotated as acetyl-CoA carboxylase beta. Gene Ontology annotation, biological process: fatty acid biosynthetic process. Lineage: Eukaryota; Metazoa; Chordata; Mammalia; Rodentia; Bathyergidae. Gene Ontology annotation, molecular function: metal ion binding; ATP binding; acetyl-CoA carboxylase activity. The record is from RefSeq and is a predicted model, not a curated record. The transcript has 53 exons. Bases 244 to 7629 code for a protein of 2461 amino acids.